GUCAGGGGUCAGGGGCGAUAUGUUUGCCAGUGUUUGCCUGGGGCACUGCAAAGGAGCACCUUUUCGCCCUUAGCGAACAGGCGAAGACAGUGAACGGAAGCAAACGCAAGAACGGAAGGGAGCAGAGGAGCAGAGCAGAGGUUGAGCAGCAAGGCCCGUGGAAGGGAGGAGGCGACGGACGACGACCGACGACGGCUAGAGCUGCCGUUCAUACGAAUAGGGUGGAGAUGGCCACAGAAGAAGUGGUCAAACUUCAGCGGCACCUGUCACUGCUCAGAGAGGAGUAUGUCAAGCUGCAGACGAGACUCGCAGACGUCGAAAAGAAGUACAACGUCGCAGCUGCGACAUCGGGAAAUGUCGACGACAACAGCUUCGUCGCACGCCUUCUCAAGACAGUUGCUAGCCUGUUUGAUCAGGAGCUCUAUAGUGACCUUACAGUGCGCUUGGAUGGGAAAACCGUACGGGCACACAAGUUGGUGUUUUCGUGCCGCAGUAACUCGUGGGGUGUCGCAGACUUAGCUAACGAGGAUCAGCUGGAUUUAACGGAUAUUCCUCAAGAAAUGGGCAUGGUGCUGCUCCGUUGGGUUUACACUGACCAGAUAGAGCCAGGACUGAAGGAUACAUUUUUGCUUGAACUAAUGAAAACUGCCAAACGAUUCGCACUCGAUACACUGGUGCAAAAGUGUGAAGAGGGCCUGAUGUCCUCGGUGACAGUAAAAAACUGUGUCAGGUACUAUCAGACCGCAGACGAGAUUGGAGCCAAGUGCUUACAAAGACACUGCUCCGAACUAAUUUCGAAUCACUGGAACGACUUCAACUCCGACGACUUUGCUCACAUGUCUGCCCCGCUUCUGUACAACAUGUUUAAGGCGAAGACCGUGUACCCGCUCCACACCGCUAUUCGCACAAAGAGGGAAGACGUGGUCUUUCUGUAUCUGAUCGAGUUCGACGCCCAGUUACCGGGCAAGCUCAACGAGAUAGACGACAAGGGGAACCUGCCUUUAGACUUGGCACUCUCGUCGCGUCAGGAGAGCAUUGCAAAGACCCUGAUCAACCACAAGGCUGACGUGAAUGCUGUAGAUUACAAGGGUUACACAUUAUUGCAUCAGGCCAUACAAAGAGGUGACGAAUUCUCCGCUGUGUUUCUAAUUGAGCACAAUGCGUCCGUCAGCUCUGCCGUCCCCAUGGAGAAGGAAACUGCUCUGCACAUGGUUGCUAGCUUCAAACCCGAAACUACCGACGACAGUGUCGUGGAAGCAAUGGCAAACGUGGCGGCGCUUCUCUUGCGCAACGGCGCAUCCGUUAAUGAGCAGGACUGCAACGGAAACACUCCACUUCAUAGGUGCAUUGAAGCUAAUAAUUCUAAGGUAUUCCAUCUACUGCUGAACUGUGAGUCGCUCAACCUGGAGCUGAAGAACAACGAUGAGCACACUGCGUUGUGGCAUACCCUCCACACGUCGGGAGGGCCCUAUGACGCCGGCAGCUUUGCUGCACAGCUUGCCGACAGAGGCGCUAACUUGGAUUCCGUGAACAAGAUCACUGGAGAUUCCCUGCUCCAUCUCGCUGCUCAAACUCGAAAUGAGGAAGCCGGGCAGUUCCUCGUUGAUCGAGGUGCCAAAUGUAACAUAAUAAAUGGAAAGGGUGAGACUGCUCUUCAUGUGGCUUGCCGUAUGGGUUUGGCAAAGCUUGCCAGGGCGUUGCUCGACCAUGGAGCCGACCCCAAUAAGCAGAGCCUCAGUAUCAGUGCAAUGGAUGACGAAACAACUGCGUAUCUGCAAACACCGCUCCACCUGGCUGUACUCUGUGAGCAUGCUGAUACAGUGAAGAGCAUACUGGAGUAUAAAGUGGUUGCGCAGCAAUGUCCUAGCAACCCUCCGCUGCCGAACUUGAAUGUAAAGAACUCGAGAGAUGAAACGCCGCUAAGCCUGGCCCUGGAACUUAGCCUGCACUCGGUGGCAAGGGAUCUGCUAGCUGCGGGUGCAAGCUUAGACGUCGUGGAUGGCGAGGGGCUGACCCUGCUCCAUCGGGCCAUAAUGCAUCAGGACACGCACGGUGCUCUGUUCCUGCUCGAACAGGGGGCAGACUUCGACUUCAAAACGUCCAGCAACGAGACGCCCCUGCAGCUGGCAAUUAAGCGUCACCUUCCGGCUGUGGUGAAGGCUCUCUGCGAGCUUGGUGCGGACAUGACAGUUGAGGACGAAGACUGCCAGAGUGCACUGUGGCUCGCGCUCGAAGGCGGGCAAGAGGAUGUUGCUUCUAUACUAGUGCAAUACGGAUGUGAUCCAGACUGCUGGUCACCUGGACCCGGUGGAUGUUACCAAACCCUCCUUCACCGCGCGAUCGAUGAAAAUAACGAUUCCGUCGCCUGCUUUCUAAUACGUAGUGGCUGUGACCUGAACAGCCCGAGAAGGCCAGGACCUCAUGGGGAGGGCGAAGAGGAGGCGUACGACAGGCAGACCCCUCUCCACCUCUCGUGCUCGUGGAGCCAAGAGAGCGUCGUACAAACUCUAAUCGAGCACGGAGCCGACAUCAAUGCUCAGGAUGCCGAGAACAGGACUCCCCUGCACGUGGCCAUCACGAAUCAGAAUCCGUUGAUCAUAUCCCUACUCUUGGGACACCCCGACCUGGACCUCUCACUGAAGGACAAGCAGGGCAUGACGCCAUUCGCGAUUGCUAUGAACACCAAAAAUAACAAAGCAGCAGAGGGCAUCAUCGCUAGGGCACCCACAGCCGCUGAACAGUAUGAUGCCCGAGGGCGAAACUUUCUCCACGUGGCUAUUCAGAAAUCCGAUAUCGAGAGCGUGCUCUUCUUGCUGAGCAUUCGCGUCAACAUUCACUCGCGGAUGCAAGAUGCGUCGCAGCUCGCGCCGCUGCACUUGGCUGUUGAAACGGGCACGGAAAUCAUCGUUCGCAACUUGCUUCUCGCCGGGGCCAGCGUUAGCGAUCUGACACCGCAGAGGCAAACCUCAUUGCACUUGGCUGCUGCAAAGGACCACUCCCAGAUAUGCGCAGUUUUGCUCGAAAAUGGCGUCGAUUGUGACGCAGUUGACUGCAACUUAAAUAAUGCGUUACACGUUGCUGCACAAAAAGGCCACCUUGCAACAUGCAGGGUUUUGCUGACAGAAUGCAACAUCAAUGCAGAAGCAGUAAACUUGAGAGGGCAGAACCCACUUCAUGUGCUGUGCCAGCACGGGAAGGAAGCAGCUGCAGCAAUAUUCGAACUGUUUCUGGAGUGCAUGCCACAGUACCCCAUCAACAAGCCAGACGUUGAGGGAAAUUCAGCUCUUCUCCUCGCAUACAUUAAUGGAAACGGGAAUUUAUGCCGCUCCCUCGUAAGGGCGGGUGCGUGCCUCGGCCUAUCCAACCAGAACGGAGUCAACAUCUUCAACUACCAAGUUGCGACGAAGCAACUGCUCGUUCGCCUCUUAGACUUCUUGCCAAGGGAACCACCGUGGUCUGAAGGAGACGCGUGCUUAGAAUGCGGCAACAAGUUUGGCAUUAAGACGAGGAAACAUCACUGUCGCCAUUGUGGCCGUAUACUGUGUGCCAAGUGUUCGGAGCGAGACAUUCCAAUCCUCAAGUUCAACCUCAACAAGCCAGUGCGGGUGUGCAGCAUCUGCUUUGACGUUCUAACAUUGGGGGCAUCCGCCUGACACUACUCUACGCAGGUGACACCCUGCAGGUCGAAGAAUAUGGUUUCCAUGGACUACUUCCUGUAAAUAGAACAAACUGUACAGUUUCGUUACCGAGGGCGAGGUAUUGUAUAGAUAUCGUGCGCUGUUCUUGUAAGUUAAAAUAUUGAAUCUCUGUCAUAGUUAUACUUGGAAGGCAAUAAAUGUUUUGGAACUUU
Ornithodoros turicata is the source of this 3850-nucleotide messenger RNA. RefSeq names its product rabankyrin-5-like. Gene Ontology annotation, molecular function: metal ion binding; protein binding. Lineage: Eukaryota; Metazoa; Arthropoda; Arachnida; Ixodida; Argasidae. The transcript has 22 exons. The record is from RefSeq and is a predicted model, not a curated record. The coding region runs from base 228 to 3653 and encodes 1141 amino acids.